Molecule: messenger RNA, 411 nt
Organism: Anthostomella pinea
Lineage: Eukaryota; Fungi; Ascomycota; Sordariomycetes; Xylariales; Xylariaceae
Source: the annotation of a GenBank genome assembly
AUGGUUGACGAGUCCCGUGUCAUCGCCGGCCACAAGGCUAACCUGAGCAACCCCAACACCUCCGACGAGGCCAAGCAGCACUCCAAGGAGGUCCUCGAGCAGGAAUACAACGAGACCACCGGUUCCUCCACUGGCGGCAGCACUGCCAAGGAGUCUGACGACACCGGCAAGGACACUGGCGAGGACACUGGCAAGGACCCCGCCAACGUCGCCCGUGGUCUCAAGGCUACCCUAAACAACCCCCGAGUUUCGGACGAGGCCAAGAAGAGCGCGCAGGAUCGUCUUGACACUGGUGAUGACACUGGCAAGGACCCCGCCAACGUCGCUCGUGGCCUCAAGGCUACCCUCAACAACCCUCGAGUUUCGGAUGAGGCCAAGGAGAGCGCGCAGGAUCGUCUUGACAAGAUGUAG